Molecule: messenger RNA, 330 nt
Organism: Funneliformis geosporum
Lineage: Eukaryota; Fungi; Glomeromycota; Glomeromycetes; Glomerales; Glomeraceae
Source: the annotation of a GenBank genome assembly
AUGCAACGUCUGCCUCCAGCUGGGUGGUCACGUCACCUUUUAUUUUACCUUCAUCGAUGUAAAUAUUGUUCACCCAAUUCCAAUCCACGCGAGUAUACGCGCCAGAUCUCUCAAUUAUCAAAUCCAUCACUUCCUAUGCCUGAACCAACUUAUGAACCUUUUCAUUUUCCUGAUUCUCAUAAUAGUUCCGCAAAAUAUAACGAACGAUUGCAUUCAUAUGCAUCUUUAAUAAAUAUAACAGACGAAAAUAUUGAGAAAGUAUCCCCAAUGAAUAAUCCUUCUUGGUGGAGACAGACGAAUUUAUUUGGCUUUAUCCCUAUCGCAGCAUAA